Chiloscyllium plagiosum (whitespotted bambooshark) is the source of this 1845-nucleotide messenger RNA. The record is from RefSeq and is a predicted model, not a curated record. Lineage: Eukaryota; Metazoa; Chordata; Chondrichthyes; Orectolobiformes; Hemiscylliidae.
ACCUUGCCUGAACCAAGGUACUUGUACUUCAUAUCCCUCAAGUAGUCUUGGAUUUCUUUGUAUUUGCUCUCCUGGAUAUUAUGGAGAUUUUUGUCAACAUCAUGCAGUAGAAUGGUUCACUGCAAUUUCAGUUAUUGGAAUCCUCGUUAUACUGAUUCUCAUUCUUGGUUUAUGCUUUGCCAUCUUCUGCCUUUGUCAUAGAGAAAGAAAGCACCAUUAUAUUUCCAAACAAAGUAGAAGUUCAGAUGUUUGUUUAAAACAAUUACCAGAUACUUGUACAUCAAAGUCUCCGUUCUGUUCUUGUCCACGUGAUGAAAGCUAUCAGGAAACAUAUGUGAAAGAAGACUGUAAGAAUCAAGUUGAACCUGAAAACAAAGAAUAUCAUCUGUGUGCUUCAAGGAAUGACCAUUAUAAAUACCAUCCUGAGUUUACUGCCUGUGAAUUGAUCUGUCCAGAAAUAAAUACAUAUAACACAACUGAAGAUUUAGAGGAUAGUACAAGUACAGAGUCAUGUGAUGAAUUAUUCGUGGAUAAAUGUGAUGCCGAAUGUCAAUCCAAUUUUCAAGCUUCUAGAGUGCCAUCAGAAGACACCAAAUCGUGCAGCAUUGCUUCAUGCUCAAACAAAGUUGAAGAAGUUUUAUCAAAUAUUCCAAUGAUACAAAGCAGAGCUUCAGCUGAAAUUAUGACAUAUGAUGAUUUAUUUGCCAGCACUUCCUCAUCUCAGAGUUCUUACCAAGAAUAUUUGUCUAGUUUACCAUCUGACAUUUCUACACCAAGAUCCGAGUCAUCUUCACAAAUUUCGUUGAAUUCAGAAAUUGCAGAUGAUUUUGUUAACAAUUCUGAAUGCUCUGUAAUUAGCUCAAUGCCAAGUGAGGCACUUAUAAACUUAAUGCAGAGUUAUUUUGCAAAUAGUGAUGAUGUCAAGUCUGUGAAGAUUUCAAUACUUCUGGAUAAGUCCCAGACUGAUGAUUUGAGUCACACUAGCAAUGUAGAAGAAAAUGCAAAUGAAUCAUCUUGCCAAACUAAUUCUCCAUCAGAUUCUGAACAAUAUUCCAGAAUUGGUUUAAAAGGUAAAUGUGGUUUUCUGCAUGGUGGAAAUAACUCAACCGAUGUGGAACCUUCUUUCGCUUCAGUUGAAAAUUCUGAAACAUGCAGUUCUAGUCUUGAUUCACAGGAGUUUGUUCAUUUUGAUUCGCAAAUCCCGUCAAUUGUUGGUCGUUCAAGUGACUGGUACUGUGCAGACGAUAAGGAACCAUGUAGCAAAACUACUACAGUUAGAUAUGUGUUUACGGAUAGUGAAAAUGAGGUUUAAGUGCUGCUAUUGUAGCUUUAAAGUAUAUGUAAAUCACUGAACUAAAAUCAGUUUAAUUGUAUGGCUUAAGUAGAAGUGAUUAUUGGAAUAAAACUACUGACAGCCAACAAAGACAAAUAAAAAUUCAAUAGUUUUACAUUUUGCAGUAUUUAGUCCAGGGCUUGAAUGUUUCUCUUGUGACUUGCUGAUUAAAACUGUAUGCUAUGCUCAGAGUCCACACUCCAAAAGCACAGUCUAACAUCUCUGACUUUAAGACCUUGAUCUUUUUUCCUGUAUUCUGCCCCAGUUUGGAAUAAUAUUAAAGGAAGUUGGGUGAGACUUGCUGCCACUUUUGAGUGUUAGCUGGUAUCACUAUAGAAUGUAUACACUAUAAAAUGUAUAGUUUAUAGCAAGUCCCAUUCUAGCUGUUUUCUCACCAGACAAUCCCUCGAAAUGCAGUUUUUUGGAACAAACAAGAGGUGCAUCUGCAGGAAGGUUCCAAAAUUCAUGGAAGUAAUGAAAGGACUAAUCAGUGCCUCAUUUUCUAUUUUUCA